Molecule: messenger RNA, 2214 nt
Organism: Caenorhabditis remanei
Lineage: Eukaryota; Metazoa; Nematoda; Chromadorea; Rhabditida; Rhabditidae
Exons: 6
Coding region: 1-2214 (737 amino acids)
Source: RefSeq, a predicted model, not a curated record
AUGGGCAACACUCUCGGCGGUGAAUACCUAAGUACUUGGGACAACGCUGACGUGAAAAAAUGGCAAGAGACCGCUCGGAACAUGCAACAAUGCACUUAUCUACAAUUCGGAGGUAGUCAAUUCCACGAUUUGACUGAUUUGAGCGUCGAAUUGCGUGUUACAAAGAUAUGUUAUGCAAUCUAUGGACCACCAAUUGAAGAGGCGGACACUCUGGAGGAAGCGUAUUCCAAAGAUCAACGAGAAUUCGGGACGAAGUGCUACGAUAAGAUAUUGGAAAUGUGGAAGAAGGCGCCGGAGCCAAGAUUCAAGUUGGGAUUCAUUUUUGUGUUCUGUAAGGAAGGGGACAAGGAGUUUCAGGUUCCCCUAUUCCGUCUUCUUUGGGAAAAGAAAGGUAAUACCGACACCAAUCGCUACAUUGACACUUCUCUCCGUGUCUACGACUGUGCCAAAGACUGGAAGGAAAACAAUCAUAUGCCAAUGAUGAAGUACUGUCAUCCAGAGAAUCUAUUCUAUACUUGUACCAACGACUGGUCUUACAAUUUCGAUGAGAAAGAGGAAGUGGUAUUGGGAUUCAACACAUCUCCAGCGUGUGACUUGGUUUCCCGUAUAGCUAGAGUUGCUGAUGUGAUCAUAACGACAGUUGGAAUGACAGUUGGUGUUGUGGCUAUCUUCACACCAGCCGGAUUCAUCAGUGGUCCGAUUCUUCUGUCAGUGGGUGCAGGAUCAGCUGGAUGGGGUGUUGGCAGAGCAACUCAGAGACUCAUUGACAAGGGAACUCAUGGUGAGAGUCUGACUGAUUUGGAAAGUGCACUUCUAUGGUUAUCUUUGGCUGCUGCUCCGUUGAAUCUUCUCAACGGAUUUGUUGGAGCCAAAUUGGCAGCUGGUGCAGCAUCUGGAAGAAUCUUCUCACAGACACAACGUGUGUUGGCAACACUUCUGAUGUUCACUGUAGUCGGUGUGGACUCAUUUUCUUUUUUGCUGAAUUUGACGAAUCUGAUUGAUAAGGCUAUCAAGGAUCAGUUAACAACCCUCGAUGUUCUUCAGUUCUCAGUGAGCACUCUGUUCUUUGGAAACAUGUUGAUCCAACCAAAAACUGCCACUGGAAUCAUCAAGAAGGCACAAAAUCAAAAAAUCCAAGAAAUCUCAAAGAAGAUGACAGAUGCAGAUGCAAAAGUUGCAUUCAAGAAGUAUCUAGAUGCCAAUAAGGGGAAAGGAGGUAUCCAUGAUGGUGCGAAGAUUGUGAGGGAUCUCCUAAAGAUGGAAGAUCCGAAUGCAUUCUUCAAUGGCGUCAAGAACUUGGAUCAAUUGGGAAUCGGGGUGAACUAUUCCGAAAAUAGACAGUCUGGUACUCCAUCAGUUCAAAAACCAGCAAAACUUAAAGCGUGUCUUGGAGGGAAGGACUAUAAGGAUCAUCAACAUUUGGGACAGUUGAAUGACCAGCAAGUGGGAAGAUUGAAUAAGGUGUUCGGAGGAGCUGCCAAGUAUGAUGAGCACGUUGUCAACUUUGCAACAAAAGUAGCUAAUGAAGUGAAAAUGACUAAAAACCCGGAUGGUUUCAUGUCAAUCGUGGAGAUGGUAGCGGCACAGGCAAAACAAGAUUCCAACUUUGUUCGAACUGGCGAUGUUAAAAACUUUACCGCUGGAAUCCAGAAAGAUCUGAAGAUUGUUACGGAAAUUGGAAACAAGAAUCAGCUGAAAUUCGCUGAUCCCUACAAGGCACUCUAUCACUAUAGAAAGCACGGAUCGGAGUUUAUGAAUAAGUGCACACCGAAAUUCUAUCUUGGUGAGCUACCUGGACAAAUUCAGGAUCGGGGACAACUGGCGGAUGUUUGUAAAGUUACUUCGGAUCUUCCGAGUGGAGGUACAGAAAUGUUCACCCGGAAGACAUACCUCCGGAAGGACAAUGCGAUGCUGGUAGUGAUAGAAAAUGAUAAUAUGAAAACUAUCAGCACAAUGUACAAGAAACCAGAUUGUUGGGCCGAGUACACGAAGCAAUUCCCUGAAGUGAAGUACCCGACUCCGAAUGCAAAUUUUGCCAAUUUGGCAUAUGUAGCUGGUUUGGAUGCUGUUCAAUUGCAACUUCGUUCUAGUAGUUUCUUCUUUAAAAAUAAUAAUAUUACGGAGAGAGAUCCAAAUUAUGAGAGAUAUCAGGCAAUGAUUGGAAUCCUUGCUCAGGAUAUGGCUAACUGUUUGAAACACGACAGUGAGGAAUAG